Rhinichthys klamathensis goyatoka is the source of this 1556-nucleotide messenger RNA. RefSeq lists its product as uncharacterized. Gene Ontology annotation, molecular function: sequence-specific DNA binding. The transcript has 4 exons. NCBI's taxonomy places the organism in Eukaryota, Metazoa, Chordata, Actinopteri, Cypriniformes, Leuciscidae. The record is from RefSeq and is a predicted model, not a curated record. The coding region runs from base 275 to 1126 and encodes 283 amino acids.
GUCGCCUACCGGCGCCAUUUUGGCUCAAACAAACUCUGCAUUUCACUUACUAGUAAAAUAUAUUCGUUUUAAGUAAUCGCAUUUUCUACUCAAUACAUUAAAGAGACCGACCGUAAAGUAAUUGCUUACGUCUGCUAAAACAACUGCUCUCUCUUUUUCUGAAGUCUAAUGUAUAUUUAAUAAUACACCUGCUAAGUCCACUGCUAGCAGACCGCUACGUGUCAUUGUUGUUUUGGCCAGAUGGUAAGUUAAACAUUUGGCGACAUACAUAAAAAUGGGUGGAUGCUCCGCUCCAAACUGCUCGAACUCUACAACUAUUGGAAAGCAGCUCUUUCGCUUUCCGAAAGACCCCGUGCGCAUGAGAAAGUGGCUUGUAAACUGUCGGCGUGAUUUUGUACCAACUCCCUGCUCCAGACUGUGCCAGGACCACUUUGAGGAAAGCCAGUUUGAGGAGAUCGCCAGAUCACCAGCAGGGGGAAGGAAACUCAAACCAAAUGCAAUCCCCACACUGUUCAAUGUACCCGACCCUCCCUCUCCUGUCACCCCUCAAGUAGCGUUACCUGUUAAAAAUGAGCCAGUGGAAAAGGACUUGAACAUGGGGGAUCAUGGUUAUGCCCGCCGACAGCCCCCUGUGGAUUCAGAGGAGGAUGGAGUUCAGGGGGCAGAGGAAGAGCGACCCUGUUCUCUCUGCCAGCAUUAUAAAAGCAAGCUAGAGCAGCAACAGCAGCAUACAGUCCGACUACAGAGAGAGGCAGAGGAGAUGAAGAAACGUCUUUACAAACUGAGUAAAAUAGAAAAGGGGCUGCAGGUGUUCCUGUUUGAGGAUCAGAUUCGUGCCCUAACAUUAGCCAAGCGUUCUCGGAGGGCAGUGUGGUCCCAUGACACUUUACUGACAGCCCGAAAAAUUCGCUGUGCGGUGGGGGUUAAAGGAUACGAGUACCUCAGGGAACUGGGCUACCCCCUGCCUUCUUACAGGACGCUGUGCAAUCGUCUGGAGCCCAAAAUGAUGGUGACCACAAGUAUGCAGGACGAACUGGCAGAGCUCGGCCUGGGCAUCAUAACAGCGUGUGACAGUCCAGAGGGCAAUGUCACGAGCGAUGAAGGACUGAUUGGUGUCCUGACCUGAAACUGCACUAAUGCUUGACUGUUAAACCAGCCAAAGGUGAAGCAACGGCAGGACUCACAGAUGAUGUUUGUUUACUGGUUUAAGUUAUUUUGGGUUGUUGUUGUUGCAUUUUAAAACCAUUUGCAUAAAUACCACAACUGACAGUCUGGAGCUGAUUCAAUAAUACAUGUGUUCUUUUAUCUAAGAAAGAAAUAUUUCGAACUUGCUGCAUCUGUCUGUGUAGUUGCACUCCCUUGACGCAAAUUUUGCACCUUUUUUAUGUAUAUUGAGAAAAUCUAGGUAAAUUGUUGGUGGAAUAAUUUCAGCUGUUUACAGAAACAUGAAAUGUGCCCUGAAAUCCAAAUCCAAACUCUGAACUUGAUUUUUGCCAAUGAGACAAAGAUAUUGGAGAAGAUCUGGAGAAAUGUCAAAAUUGAUGAUAUGACUGUCA